Molecule: messenger RNA, 5071 nt
Organism: Physcomitrium patens
Lineage: Eukaryota; Viridiplantae; Streptophyta; Bryopsida; Funariales; Funariaceae
Biological process (GO): positive regulation of transcription by RNA polymerase II
Cellular component (GO): nucleus
Molecular function (GO): acyltransferase activity, transferring groups other than amino-acyl groups; histone binding; chromatin binding
Source: RefSeq, a predicted model, not a curated record
AUCGGCGUUUGAGGAAGCCCGAGACUCCAUCAUCGUUGUUGUCUCAGUUACUUUGCCCCAUGGCGGUCUGCAACAAGUUCCUGUUGCGGAACAACAACUCCAUAGCUCAUGUGUACUACUCCUGUUCGCCAUCCUUAGCUGUCGGGGAGCGGUUGCAUGUGUCCGUGGUGGAGUCUAGGUGGAUAAUGCCGUUCGUGUUUAUUUUCGAGUUCAGCUUUGAUGCCUCGCGGGAGUUUUGUGCAUCGUAAAACCCUUGCGAGGUCGCUUGGCAGGAGAUGAGGGUUUGGGGCGUGAUCUGUUUGCCCCCGGUGGAUUUUUUUUUAUUUAUUUUGGUGGUGCUAUGGUUAGGUCUUGCGGUGGUCCUUUGCGAGGCGUGGUGGAGGAAGUACAAGGCUCGAGUCGGUUCGAUUAUCUGGCAGAUUGGUGGUGUUCUGUACAUUGGAGCUAUGAGUCGGUGAGUCAGCGCAUGGGAAGGAGCAGAUCCCGAUUCCCUCUUUAAUGCCAAGUAGAUAGUCCGCUGCAAUGGAGAUUUCGGCAAACAUUAGCCACCGGGUGGCUGAUGCAGUGGAGGACGUUGGCCUGUCGGAGUCUUGCGCAGUUGAGAAUGGGCUAUUGACCGCAACUGCCAGUGCUCUCGCCGGUGACAGGAUCAUGGAUCCCAGCGACCUGCACCUGGAUGAUGAGAGUGCGACAGUGAAUGCGAAAAAGAGGGCGUUUGAUGAAGGAUCGAAGGAGUUGCGGAGCCCGGCGAAGAAGCUUGCCGUGAGAGGAUCUCCUGACGUGGUUGUGGACUCUGCGCCAUUGGACACUACUCUGGUAGAUGCAAUGCUGAUCGACACGGAUUGGGGAGAACCGGAAGGAAGGUGCAAAGUGUCGGACGGCCAGGCAUUGCCCAGUUCACCGAAGACAAUUUCUGGUUCCAUCGCUGCCUGCACUAGCGUUCCCACUCCGGCGGCGGAAAUGGGUGUUAUCGACGAUGACGGUGCGUUGAGGGUUUGCGAAGCUGCUGAAGAGACUCCUGUUUUGCAGAAUGUGGUCCUCAUCUUGACUUCAGCCGACUCCAGCGUGGAUACGACCAAGAGUGGCGGAGACCUGGCGACGUCAAAUUCUGUGGGGUUGGAGGUGAAAGGCACGGGUGCAAUGAACGAAAUCCUUGUUUCUCACUUGCCGAUGCAGGUGGAAAAUGACGUUGUGAAAGAGGAAUUUCCGGCAAUUUUGCAGAAUGGUCAUAUCGACAUGGGGUCAGAGGAACAGUUGAUUUCAAAUGUAGCCGCAGCAGAAGGGACAUAUAUUGUAAUAAACGCAAGGGAGUCCGUGUCUGACACCGCUGCAGAUGGUGGUGUGCUGCAGUCGAGUUCGAGCUGGGCGGGGUCCGAUGAGACCAAGGAUGGUGGUCAUGUUGCAUUGAGCUCAUCGGCUUUGCCGGACGAAGUGUGUGCAUCGGAGGCUCGAACGACAUCUAUGCCAUUAGGCCCACAGACUGCCCAAACGUACCAAGGCGUAGGAGAGUCGGUCGUCGCCGAUAGUGCAGUUCAGCGCGAGACUGCGGAUGAAGAUGCGAACAACGACAGUGGGAUCAGUGAGGUGGAUGCAUCGAAAGCUCUGGAAAUGAAGAUGGUGGAGGUUAUAAUGGAAAGCCUCGCAUUCGAAGUGGCAGGAGGUCGCAAUGACGCGACAUCGAAUCCUUUGUCGGACGAUGGUUUGGAUGAGUGCGAACAGGACGGAAAUGGGGGCACGGACUUAACGAAUGGAAUCUAUGUGGAGGAAAAGUGCACGGAGCUGUUUGAGCCCGUGGUUCAGCUGCCGGAACGUAGUGAAGGAACCAACGGCUUUGUUGGGAGUGCGGUGGGCAGCGAGGAUCCGAGCAGUGAACCAGUGUCGGACAACUUGCCCUUGCAAGAAGGGAGAGACGCGAGAGGAGACAGUUUGCGUAACCGGGAACUCGGUGGCUCUGUUGAGUUGGCUGUAGCUCCCAGCAAGGAUCUGGAAUUUUCCCAGUAUUCAGGUAGCGAGAAAGGGGGUGAGAGCAUGGAUAGGCAAGAUUCGGAUGUUGCGACGCCAUCUGCUGGGACUUCAGCACAGUCGCGGUCACCUGGGUUGAAGCCGCGAUUGAAAUUGAAAGGGCAAGGAGAUGUGGGCAUGAGACAGUCUCCAACCCUGAGUGGCGAGAGGGGCUUCAUGGUGAAGGAGGUUUUGCUGAAAGAGGCUCCGGCGUCGGCGAAACUUCUGCUGCAGUCAGGGUUGCUGGAUGGGCAUCAUGUGCGAUAUCUGGGGCGUGGUGGGCAUAUCAUGCUGACGGGUAUCAUACAAGAAGGGGGAGUACUUUGCGACUGUAGCAGUUGCAAAGGCGUGCAGGUGGUGAACGUGUCUGCAUUCGAGAAACAUGCUGGCAGUUCAGCACGGCACCCCAGCGACUUUAUCUUCCUUGAGAAUGGCAAGUGUUUGAAGGACAUACUGGAGAUUGGAUGGAAUGCAAACAAACAGAAGAUGAACGUAAUGGAUGUGCUGAAGUCUGCCAUUGGUGAAGUUGGAGGUGAGAAGGUGCAGAUCAUUAGCCUAGAUCACCCCUUGAUAGCGAUCCAACCAGCUGAAAAGAAGCUACCUCAGCCGAGGCUGGUACUGGACACGAAACCUAGGGUGCCGGUGGACUUGAAACCGAGGAUGCCCCAGGUGGAUAUGAAACCAAGGGUGAUGUUGGAUACGAGGUCAAGGAUGCCAUUGGAUACGAAAGCAAAGUCCACUUCUGAUGUGAAGGCGAGGGGAGGCGAUGUGAGAGCUACUAUACCGAGACUCGACCGCACCACGAGGGAAAAGGAAGCGGCUAGUCCCCCAGUUCCGAGCAGAGAAUCGAGUGGAGCAAAUUUACACAAAGCUCUGUUUCUUCCAGGAGGCCUAGAAGAUGAUAUAGAAGUUGGAUACUAUGUCAAGGGACAGAAAUUCUUAGCCGGACUGAAGAGAGGAGCAGGAAUAUUGUGCAGUUGUUGUCAACAAGUGAUUAGUUGCUCAUUGUUCGAGCAGCAUGCCGGGUGGGGGUCUCGAAGAAACCCGUAUACUAGCAUAUAUCUGGCUGAUGGUCGGUCUCUUCACGAUGCUGCCCAGUCUUUGGUAGUGGAACAGACUGUGAAGCAGGAGGGUAAUACUCCUGCGAAGAUUGAGCAUCUGGAUCAGUGUGUCGAGUGCGGGGACCGUGGAGAUCUUCAGUUGUGCACGCGGUGUCCAAAUGCAUACCAUCAGGAUUGUUUGGGAAAAGUGGAUUCCUAUUCGUCCGGUGAGUUCUUCUGUCCCGACUGUCAAGAGCAACGAUAUGGUGGAACCAAAGACAGGCGGCGGUCCAUGGUGAAUCGACGUUCAAAGGGAGCUGCAAAGACUCUACUUUCAAAGGAUCGCGUGACCGGACGGUGCACUCGGCUAUUGCAAGUUCCUGAGGCUGUUGUUCUGGGUGGUUGCGUGUUUUGCAAAUCCGGGGACUUUGCGAAGACAGGUUUUGGACCAAAAACAACCUUGCUUUGUGAUCAGUGCGAGCGGGAGUAUCACGUGGGGUGCUUGAAGAAGCAUGGUCUUGAAGAUCUGAAGGAACUGCCAGAGGGAGAGUGGUUCUGUGGGCAAGACUGCAAACAUAUUCACAGCAUACUAAGCUUACUAGUGUCGAACGGGCCUGAGCCGUUGGCUGAUAGCAUCAUCAGCAAAGUUUUGAAAACCAACCAGGCUCGUCUGGAGGGAUCGGAGGAUGCCACGGAGUCUAGCUGCUCAGGUUUCGAAUGGCAGCUGCUGCAUGGUAGGGGCGGAGACCCAUCGAACGGUAAAGCACUGGCAGAAGUAGUGCAAAUAUUUUCGGAAUGCUUUGAUCCUAUUGCGGAUGGAGUGUCAGGAGGGGAUUUGAUUCCUCUCAUGGUAUACAGGCGAAGCAUACGAGAUCAGGACUUUGGAGGUAUUUAUUGCGUCGUCCUGAAGUUCGACAAUAAGGUGGUGUCGACCGCCCUCAUCCGCGUGUUUGGGAGGCAACUGGCAGAGCUUCCCUUGUUGGCAACCAACCCUUCUCACCAAGGCCAGGGCCACUGCAAGGCACUGCUAUUGUCGAUUGAGAGAUUGUUAGGUGUGCUGCGGGUCGAGCGGUUGGCACUUCCUGCAGCUGAAGGUGCGGAGGGUAUCUGGCUGAACAGAUUUGGUUUUAGGCGCAUGGCGGAAGAGCAGGUGAAGCAGUUUCACUCGGACCUAAACAUGAUGGUUUUCACGGGGUCGUCCAUGCUGGAGAAAGAUAUACCCCCAUUGGAAAUCACAGGUAGUAGGAAGUCGUAGGUGGUGGAUUAGAAAGGUAAGAGGGCAUUUAUUUUUAGGUCAGAUUUGCGCCACAAUGUCUUCGGUGGGAGUGAAUCUUAGCGAGGAAUUUACGAAUUCAGUGCGUGUGUUGUCCGCAAUCGACGUCACGCCUGGCUAUUACGAUGGCACCAUUUACUGUACAGAUCUUGUAAUAGAAUGCUUCCGGCACCAGGUUCGAAAUGAGCUGGCCGGCCUUGGCGGUGAAUACCGACAUCAUUGGCUGAUUACGGAAUGCGAAAGUUGAAUACACUGCUUGUCGCAUGGUAACAGUGCACUCGCCGUUUCAGGGUUCGCCGUCGAGCUGUUCAUUUGGUUGGUUGGGACGGCAUUCGGUGGAUUUCAGGGUGUCGACCCUGUUCCAGCUGAAAUUCGGUUGAAUAGAGCAGUGUUACUGCAAAUGGAACCUUUGGAGUUGACACGGGUGCCACUCAGUCACUAGGAUCUCUUCGACCAAUACAUAGUCUGGUCUCUUUUUUGGUUCUACACCCUUGUUCCCGGGUUUCGACGUGGUAGUCGGGUGUCGCUAUCUUUUACCUCAUUGCCGUAGAGAAAACGUGUACUGAAUAUGCACAACUGAUGAAUGUACUGAAAUACGCUAGCUGCUCUCGGUGUACCAGGUGGAUUUUUAUUUUUCAGCGGCCGUAUGUUUUCGUUACCGGUCUCUUCCAAAUUGUUUUCAAACGUCUCAAGUUUUCCAGCAUAAUGUACUUACUUUAGGCAAGAUUUUAGUCUGAAACAAUCUGGGUUAGCCAUA